Messenger RNA from Oncorhynchus tshawytscha (Chinook salmon), 2856 nucleotides. RefSeq names its product etoposide-induced protein 2.4 homolog. Lineage: Eukaryota; Metazoa; Chordata; Actinopteri; Salmoniformes; Salmonidae. Bases 252 to 1343 code for a protein of 363 amino acids. Gene Ontology annotation, biological process: macroautophagy. The transcript is spliced from 11 exons. The record is from RefSeq and is a predicted model, not a curated record. Gene Ontology annotation, cellular component: endoplasmic reticulum.
CACCUCCCACAAUCCCCUUGGUUGGAGGUUGCCCAAUACACAAAUUACGGGCCAGGGGUUGGUUUGUUGUUGCAGAAGAAAGAGCUAAAGAAACAGUAAUAAAAUAAAAAGUGAAGAUAAUAUUUCAGGGAAAGUGUCGCAUGAGCUUUCCUGUGUGGUGUUGCUGGGUGUUACCCUCCCUGCCAUGAGAGCUGACCAGGUCCCCAGCCACCCCUCCUUCUGCAGUUGAUGGAUCUGCAGCUGGUCUGGAGAUGACAGACAGCAUCAGGGCCUUCCUCCGCAAUGUUGCGACGGGGAUUAAGGACUCCAUUUUGGGGAUUGGAACUAUCUCCAAGCUGGAUGCCCGCAUCCAGCAGAAAAGGGAGGAGCAGCGGAGGAGGAGAGCCAGCGGGGCCCUGGCUCAGAGACGGGCCCAGAGUGAGGAACGCAAACAGGAGAGUGAACCCAAAUUAGCCAGUAGGAUUUUUCAGUGCUGUGCCUGGAAUGGGGGAGUGUUCUGGCUCAGUCUGUUCCUCUUCUACCGGGUGUUUAUUCCACUGCUGCAGACUCUGACAGCAAUAAUCAUUGGUGACCCCUCUCUCCAUGGCAACGUCUGGUCCUGGCUGGAGUUCAUAUUGACCUCCGUGUUCAGUGCUCUCUGGGUGCUCCCUCUGUUUGUGCUCAGCAAGAUAGUCAACGCCAUCUGGUUCCAGGACAUAGCUGACCUGGCCUUCGAGGUGUCUGGUCGGAAAGCCCAGCCCUUCCCCAGCGUCAGUAAGAUCAUCGCUGACAUGAUCUUCAACCUCCUCCUCCAGGCUCUCUUCCUCAUUCAGGGUAUGGUUGUGAGUCUCUUCCCCAUCGACGCUAUUGGACAGAUGGUCAGCCUUCUCCACAUGUCUCUGCUCUACUCCCUCUACUGCUUUGAGUAUCGCUGGUUCAACCAUGGCAUUGAGAUGCACCAACGGCUGUCCAACAUUGAGAGGAACUGGCCCUACUACUUUGGCUUUGGUCUCCCCAUGGCUCUGUUGACUGCCCUCCCCUCUUCAUAUAUAAUCAGUGGCUGUCUGUUCUCCAUCCUCUUCCCUCUGUUCAUUAUCAGCGCUAACGAGGCCAAAACCCCAACAAAGCUAUACCACUUCCAGCUGCGCCUCUUCUCUCUGGUUGUGCUGAUUAGCAACAAGUUGUUCCACAAGACGGUCCACCUGCAGUCCUCCCUGAACUCGUCCAUCUCCGCUGAGAAGCUGCCUACCUCUCCCCAAGCCUCUCCUGCCCGCCAGAGACCCUGUCCACCCAGUGAUGGCCACUGGGGGAGGGGGACGACGACAAGGGAGCAGCUCUGCUCAGUAAACCAAUGGAGCAGUUGAUUCUGUCUGUGGAAGGAUCUCUCUUAUCAGGACAGGAGGAGGAGGUUUGGUUUAAAGCUAGGUUUUAUUGUGAUUUUAACGAUUUUACUAUGGCCAAUUUCAUAUUAUUUUGGAGCACAGGUCAGGUGUGUUUUUAAUGUGAAUGACAUGUAAGGAGAUUUAACUGCUGUGUGCCUCACUCAAACACACAGGAUUCUUAUAUCUUAUUCUCAUUAAAAUGUUUGUUUUAAUAGUUUUUUUAUGUAUGAUGUGCCAUUUUAGUGCUUUAAAUUCAGCAAAAGCAAUCAUAUACAUUGUUUUUCUUCAUUUGUUUUUGUUCUGCUCUUUUUGAUUGCUACUCCAAUGUUGUCCAUGUUUUGCUUGUUUAUUCUGUUUAUCACCCCGUGGCUGAUCCCAGACUGCUUUGUAUAAAACUCUUGAUAUGGAAGAGAAAAAGGAAAAGGGUUACAUUUUUGCCAAGACUCAUGUUAUGUUACUCUACAUUUUGAAUGACAGACAGAGCUUUAGACACUGGUCACACGAUCCUUGGUAUUCCUUUGUUUGAGGAAUCAGCACAGGGAUGCAGCCAGUGACUAGAUGUUCAUCAAAGCGUGUGUGACUAAAAUAAGCCCCUUCUCCAUUGAAGGGGGUGACAUGUUUGCGAUGUUCAAAAGUGGAGCACAAGAGUUGUGACAUGUACAUUUUUCUGUGUUGCAAGUGACAUUCCUUUCACACUGAUGGGACGUUGUCUUGUUAAUAAAUAGCUGUUUCUCUGUAAAGCCGGGGCGUCACUGAUACUCCUCUGGCCAGAAACCCAGGAAUAAUCUUGUGUGGUGAAAACAAAGGGAUACUUUUUUUUUUAUUCAUAUAAGUGCUUUCUUUAGACUAAUUGUAAUUUGUACACUUUCAGCAUGGGAGCUGGUCUAAACAUCCCACAAAAAAGAGCAUCCUUAAUUAAUCCAAAUAUAUCACUGGUUGUUGUGUGUAAAGUAAGGCUAGCUGUUUUGAAGAAGCUGUUUUCUAUAGUUGUGUAUUAGACAGACAGGUGAAGCUGUAUGACUCUGCUGCUUGGUCAGAUCAGAUGACACUGCCAAACUGCUUUAUCUACUACUUUGUUCGACUCACUUCUGCUUCGAUCAAUUGUACACAGAACACUGCAGUGUAGGUACUUGGAAGAUGUCACUGAGCUCUGUUCUGACUGAUUUUCUCUUGAAGGAAGAAAGGAAGGUGUAUAGUGCAUACCUUAACAGAUGGGAGAAGCCCUCUGUGUUUAUGUUCCCCUUUGAGCAGUGGCAAAUCCAAACGGGCUGUGAGGGAUUUUUGACAUGAUACCUCUUGGCUCUGAAUGUUCAACCAAAACCUUAACAUGGGGGUUACCAUCAAGCUUUUACCUAAUCUUAUCUAAUAGGUUGGGGGGGGCAGUAUGUAAUAAUUGUAAGUGCAUAGUAUUUAUGUAUCCAGAUUGAUAUAUGUGAGUGAGAUUUUGUAAAAGUAUUAUGCCUAAUUUCAAUAAAAUUGGUCAGUAUACACUACA